Pimephales promelas (fathead minnow) is the source of this 6025-nucleotide messenger RNA. It is a transcript of the gene sorcs3b, whose product is annotated as sortilin related VPS10 domain containing receptor 3b. Gene Ontology annotation, molecular function: protein binding. Lineage: Eukaryota; Metazoa; Chordata; Actinopteri; Cypriniformes; Leuciscidae. The record is from RefSeq and is a predicted model, not a curated record. Gene Ontology annotation, cellular component: membrane.
GGGCGAGUAAACAAAACAAAAGUUUCUUUGAGAACGUUCAUUUUCACAGUAAAUCACUUUUACUUCUACUUUAAAAUGAAGACUUAUCAAUGGUUUUCAUUAAGCUGUUUCUGUAUUUCAAAUCUGCCUCUCAUUGAUGUGACAGCUAGCAGACGAGGUUAUCUGUUUUUCUGCUUACAUAUUAAUAUGAAAAGAUGCCGUCUCGACUCUGCUCCAGAUGUCUCUGCUCGCGGAUACCCUCGGGGCCAUCGUUAUACCCCGCGCGCGCACCUGUCACACACUCUGCUCCCGAGCUCGGUCCAAGCCAGAGCGAGUGAGUGAGCGCGUGUCACUCAGCAGCUCCACCCCUCCGGUAACUACACCCAGCUCACAUCCGACCGAAUCCGCACAUCAGAUACAUUCACCGUUAUACAGGUAUCCCCUCAACGUCACUACCGUGGCGAAAAGUUGUUUUGGGUGUUUUUGUUGGGAUUGUGAGGGAACUUGCGUGGACUUGGUAGGGUAUAAAAGGUGAAAAUGAGAGUGAGGAUGAUUAAGAUGACGGAGUGUAGCUGGACGUACUGGACGCGGUUUUUUCUCUGCGCUCUCGUGCCGCUCCCAGCGCGCGCAGAUAUCACUUGCACCUCGUGCUUUGCUCCAAUACGCCGAAAUGAGGCACAAGUGCAGACAACGGCUUUUGUCAGCCGUGAUUUUGGAAGUGUACCGGACGGCAGCACAGAUAAAAUCUGGAAGUGGGGAAUUGAUGGAGCUCAACUUUCCCCUGAAGAGCACACAAAGUCUGCUUCUAUGUCCUGGAGAGAGACACCGGAGAACUCGCACAUAUCCCAAGCGGAACGGACGAGCCCAGCUAAGGAAAAAGACGGAAAAGUUUAUCCAACCUGGUUUCCUGAGGAAAUCAAAGUAAACAGGAGGGAAAAGCGCAGUCUGUUUCCGUCUGACAGCGCGGCAGCUUCUCGGUUCGAGUUCAGGCGUACCGGAGGAGUUGACGGUUCCGGGAAGAGUCCGAGGCAGAAUGAACCACACCUGAUUACGUCCACAUUUGCGUUGUCUGGAGAUUCUGCUCAUAACCAGGCCAUGGUGCUGUGGUCCGGACACAACAGCAGCGUGAUCCUGAUUUUGACAAAACUGUUCGACUUUAACCUGGGAACCGUGACGGAGAGUUCGCUCUGGAGGUCAAUAGAUUUUGGGACGACAUACGAGAAGCUGACGGAUAAAGUGAUGAUGAGAACCAUGCUGAGCUAUCUGUACGUCUGUCCCACCAAUAAGAGGAAGAUCCUAAUUUUAUCUGAUCCGGAGGUGGAGAGUAGUUUACUUAUCAGUUCUGAUGAAGGAGCCACUUUUCAAAAGUUCAAUAUUAACUUCUAUAUCAUGAGCCUUUUGUUUCACCCUACGCAGGAGAAUUGGAUACUGGCCUAUAGCCAUGAUCAGAGGCUGUAUAGCUCAGUGGACUUCGGUAAAAAGUGGAUUCUUGUUCAUGAGAGAGUAACUCCAGGGCGAUUCUACUGGGCUCUGAGUGGUCUGGAUAAAGAGGCAGACCUGGUGCACAUCGAGGCUCGAACUGACAGUGGACAAAUGCAGUAUAUUACCUGCCGAGCACAAAAAUGUUCAGAGGAGAGUAGGCAGUAUCCAUUCAGCGGCCGAAUUGACACCAACUCCCUCGUAGUGCAGGACCAAUACAUCUUCUUACAGCUAACCACUGCAGGAAGAACUACAUACUUUGUAUCCUAUCAGCGAGGGCCCUUUAGGACCAUACAGCUCCCUAAAUACUGCCUUCCCAAAGACAUGCAUAUUGUCAGUACAGAUGAGGGGCAAGUGUUGGCAGCAGUUCAGGAAUGGAACGAAAAUGACACCUACAGUCUGUACAUCUCUGACACACCUGGAGUCUACUUCACCCGCUCGCUCCCAAACCUCCGUACUUCCCGCGGUCUCGCAGGAAACCUCAUUGUGGAUGUCUACAAGGUGGCAGGUGUUAGUGGGCUGAUCAUAGCCAAUAAAAAGGAAGAUAUGCAGAUGAAAACAUAUAUUACCUACAGCAAAGGCCAGACAUGGAGAUUACUACAGCCUCCGGCAAAAGACACUACAGGACAUGACAUCGUCUGCAACCUGCCUUCGUGCUCACUGCACCUUCACCUGCAGAUGUCUGAAAACCCCUACACACCUGACACUAUCUCCACCAAACACUCCGCUCCAGGGAUUAUAGUGGCCACAGGUAACAUUGGGCCCGAGCUUUCCUUCUCUAAUACAGGAAUGUUCAUCUCCUCUGAUGCCGGCAACACAUGGAGACAGAUUUUUGAAGAGGAGCACAGUGUCUGGUUUUUGGAUCACGGAGGGGCUUUAUUAGCUGUUACACAGUCUGCUGUACCUACACGCCAUUUAUGGAUUAGUUUGGAUGAAGGCCGGCAGUGGGACAAACUCAGCUUUUCAUCUACACCCCUAUUUGUUGACGGGGUUUUGAUGACUCCAGAGACUGAGAAUCGCAUCAUUACCUUCUUCGGGCACUUUAGUUACCACUCCGACUGGCAGCUGAUAAAGAUUGACUACAGCUCCCUGUUUGGGCGGAAAUGCACAGACGGAGACUUUCAGACAUGGCACCUCCAUAACAAGGACGAGGUGUGUGUGAUGGGAGAGAGACAGGUGUAUAUGAAGAGGAAGCCCGGCACACGCUGCACUCUGGGUCGGGAGUAUUCUCGAGUCGUUUCAGCUGAGCCCUGCAUCUGCACCCUCUAUGACUUUGAGUGUGAUUAUGGGUUUGAAAGACAGGCUAGUGGAAAAUGUGCACCUGCAUUCUGGUAUGAUGUCAAUUUACCAGCACACACCUGCAGCCAUGGACAGCGUUUCCGCAACAGCACAGGGUACAGGAGAGUUCUGUUGAAUAACUGUAGAGAAGGUCUGAAGGAUACACUGAGUCCCAGAAUGCAACAGUGUAAACCCGUAGCACCAAGUGGCCUACAACUGGGCACAAUCAACUCUCAGCUCACUGCUGUAUUGGGAACAAACAUCACCUUCAGAGUAGCCUUGCAAAAUGGUGACUCGUUGUCUACAAGUCUCCAUGUGGAUUUUGGAGAUGGCAUCUCAGUGUCAUACUCCAAUAUAAGUCGCCUUGGUGACAGCAUCACACACACGUACAGGGUCGCUGGGAUAUUCAGGGUCACCGCACGUGCUCAGAACAGCCAGGGGUCUGACAGCAGCUCGGUCUAUCUGCACAUCACUAGUCCCGUGGAGCGUAUCUUUCUUUCGACACCGGUGGUCGUCAUAAGAGGAAGAGAGACCAACCUGACAGCAGUGCUGUGGCCCAGUCAGCCCAAGACCACUACCUUCUACUGGUGGUUCAAUAACAGCACAGAGCCACUGAUCACCCUGGAAGGAAGCGUUUCACACACAUUCCAACGAGAGGGACCUAACUCUGUCACCGUACAGGUGUCGGCAGGAGGCACAAUCCUACAGGAUGUGAAAAUCAUCACUGUCAAAGACUUAUUCCGUUCUUUACUGCUGUCGUUCUCUCCUAACCUGGAAGAGCACAACCCGUCAGUUGCCGAGUGGAGACAGGACGUGGGGCGGGUUGUCAGGGCAACGCUCUCUCAGGUUUGUGGCUUCCCUAAGGAUCAGUUGUUGGUCUCUGUGUUUCCUGGAUCUCCAACUGCCGCUGAGCUCUUCAUCCUACCUGAGACGAACCAGUCGGUAUUCAGAUCACACACAGAGGAGCAGCUUGAUAAGAUGUUGGAGGUCUUCAUAAACGUUUUAAAUCAGAACCUGAUCCAGUUUGAUCUAAAGCCUGACACGCGGGUCACUGUGUCUGUGUCUCAGCUCACACUGGCACCUCUGGUGGACUCCAGUGUUCUCCCCAGUGGCUCUGCCAUGCUGUUACUUGUUUCUCUGGGCCUAGUGGGAUUGGCCAUUCUCUUCAUCUACAAAUUCAAACGUAAAAUCCCAUGGAUCCAUGUGGAGACAGAGGAUACCCAUGAGAAGGAGCCUGAGAUGAUCAGUGCUGUCGAACAGGAGAAGAACGGCACACGUACAACAGCCACUUCGUUUACGUCAUGCAGCACACACACCACACACACACUGUUUCCCACGAACACUGGAACACACAACAGCUUCAGCCAUCUGCCACCUCCGAGGGAAUUAAUGGAGAAAGAGCUGGAGGCUCAGAACCCAGGUGGCCUUGGGGUUGGAGAGCGGCUAAGGACCAGACAGAUUCCAAACUGCACCAAUGUCUGAAAUGAAGUAAGGUUUAAGGAUGAAAUAUCAAUUGUAUAAGAUGUAAAAUUAUUCCAUUUUGUCCCUUAACUUUUCCUGUUAUUGUGGUGCUUAUGCCUUUUUUAUUAUUGUGAUGUUUUACAUUUGAACUCUAUACAUAAACAAUUCCUUAAGUGUUAAUCAAGCUAUUAUUAAUUAUAGGUGUAAAUUAAAUCAAAAUCUCUUCUGAAAACAUCAGAAUUAAAUUUUGAUAGCUCUUAAGUAGCAGUUUCUUUCAUCCCAAUACAAUUCUUUCUUAAAGGGGUCAUAUAAUGGUACAUGCACUUUUACAAGUUGAUUGUACUAAAAUGUGUGUUGGCAGUGCCUGUACACAACCAUCAUAUAAUGAUAAAAAUCCAUCCAGUGUUUUUUGUUUGUAUCUCCUUGUAUGUUUUCCCCUGCCUCAAGUUGAACCGUUUGACCGUGUGACGUCAAACAGGCGGACGCCCCUCCCAUGAUUGUUGAUUGACAGUAGUGUUUAAACACAUUCCCGAAUCCCGCCCUGAGUGAGCCGUCAUCAAAGUCCGCUAUUGUUGAUACGCUGGAGCAGAAUGGCGUCUAAGCGAUUGUGGUGUUCUGUUCUUGGGUGUAAUAAUGAACACAGAAGUCAUUUUGAUGUUCCUAAAUCCUAACCGCUGAAGACGCAGUGGCUGAGUUUAUUGUCUUGAUUCAAGUCACCCAUCAAUUUUUAUAGUAUUUUUUAUUCCCACCAAUCAACAUCAAUGCGUUCAUGGUGUUCGUAUCUCACUUCUCUACCCUGCCAGUGCAUACAAACAUAGAUCUUAGUUACAUUACGUUAACCAACCAUUCAGAAACGUCCUGUUCGAGCCUUAAUUGUCAAACUAGGCGGCCUCAUCUUUUUCCGGGUCCGACUCCGGUUCAAACUGAUACGGUCGCAUAUAUGUUUCCUCGGAGACUCCCGCUGCCAUUCUUUCUCCAAAGUAUACCCUCAACUGUUGUGAAGGCAACAGUCUACGUGCAAUGUGUCAAAACACCCACAGAACAGAGGGGCGGAGAGAGCAUUGCUCAUUAUCAUUUAAAGGCAUAUGCACUGAAACAGCGUGCUGAAAACAGAGUUGUUUAUGACCAGGUAAAAUUAGAGUUUUCUUAUAAUACUAAUGAGAAUUUUUAAUGAAAGUAUAUUACAAAGUUUUAAUUCAGACCCUAAAGAUUCAUAUUAACUUGUACAAAAAUGGCAUGAUAUGACCCCUUUAAAGCGAUUAGCAAAAUUGUUCUCUAUUCUUCCUAAGCAGGGACACCGAAUUCCUUUUGUAAAAGUAAGAGAUCAUUCUCUGCAUGCUAACUUGUAGAUAUAUUAAGAUUAACACAUUUGUAAACAAACAGCUCACUUUUAGAAAAUCCAAAAGACAUAUAUGCUACACUUUCAUACAGGAAAAUCAAUAUUUAAUCAUUUGAAAUAUGCUUAUAGCUUUAUGUAUGUUUAUAUUGAUGCUUACCUCAUCUGAAUUGAUAGUGACUGUGAGAUGUUAAGAGGUCAUAAGGAGCAUGGUUUUAGGAUCAAAUAUAUGUAUAUGGCACAAAUAGAGUUUGGAACCUUCAUCUGUGUAGACGCCUCAUCUGCUGAACGUGUCCAUUUGUGCCUUGGCAAUGUGUAUUAUUGUAAGAUGGCAACAUAUUCUUUAUUUGGUUCAUAUUUACAAUUCUAAUUUCCUUGAAGUAUACUCAUUUGGGCGCAUGUUUCAUUGCUGCUAAUAGCUGACAGCCAGUUUUAUAUUUGACUGUGAACUGAAAGUCACUUUAAUCUGAAUAAAUGUAUUUUUGCAUUAGU